This is a messenger RNA of Nicotiana attenuata, 4793 nucleotides long. RefSeq lists its product as uncharacterized. NCBI's taxonomy places the organism in Eukaryota, Viridiplantae, Streptophyta, Magnoliopsida, Solanales, Solanaceae. Gene Ontology annotation, molecular function: rRNA (pseudouridine) methyltransferase activity; rRNA binding; aspartic-type endopeptidase activity. Gene Ontology annotation, biological process: DNA integration; proteolysis; rRNA base methylation. Gene Ontology annotation, cellular component: nucleolus; small-subunit processome. The record is from RefSeq and is a predicted model, not a curated record. The transcript has 16 exons. The coding region runs from base 1 to 4596 and encodes 1531 amino acids.
AUGGUGCGAGCGUACAAAGUAAAAGGGGAAAAGAGGAAAAAGAAAGGAGAGAAUUAUGAUAAGGAAGAAAUAGAGGAGACUUUGGAAGAGGAGUCAGGAAAAAGAGCGAGAACAGAAGCAGACACAGAGUCAGCUCAAUUGCUAUUUCUUCUGAAAUUUGGAUCGAAUCUUAUCAUUGGUAUCAGAGCUCUCAAAUCAAUGGACAAUCGAGUGGCUCAGGCUAUGGAUGAAAUUAAGAAGUUGAUCGUGGGGAAUUUAACUGCAACUGGAGUUCAAAGCCAUGAGGAACCCGUGGAGAAUGAAAGGCCAGAUAUGGGAGGCCAUCGCCCUAGAGGUCAUCAUCAUCCUAAUCGAGAGUACCACACUAAAAUUCCUAUUUUCGAUGGGGUAGGGUUGAAGGAUUGGUUGUACAAAUGUGAACAGAUCUUUGCUUAUGAGGAAAUACCUGAGGAUUCUAAAGUGCGAGCUGUCUCGUGCAAGUUGGAAGGCAGGGCACUACAAUGGCAUCAAUCGUACAUGAAGCACAGGAUCACUAGAGACUGGCCACGAUGGGGAGAGUAUGUAGCUUAUUUGUAUGCCAGAUUUGGAUCUGAAUUGUUUGACGAUCCCAUGGGAGAUUUCAAAGACUUGAGACAGGUAAGUUCAGUACAAGAUUACAUUGAUCUGUUUGAUGAAUUGCUUACUAGAGUGGAGUUGUCUGAGGAGUAUGUUGUUAGUUGUUUUGUGAGGGGAUUGAAACCUGAAAUUGGCCUACCUGUUAAAAUGCUAGCACCUAGAUCAUUAGCUAAGGCUAUUAGUUUAGCCAAAAUUCAGGAACAAACUUUAAUAGUCCAAAAACAAGUCUUCAUGAACACUUCUAUCCCACCCUAUUCUACUAAACCCAUUCCAAAAUUCUCUUCUGUUAAGCCUCAACCUUCACAACCAACCACCUCAAUGACUUCCAGAUUUAGCCAACCUUACAGUAAACCUUCACACACUCAUACCUCAUCUACAAAACCUGCCUACAAAAAUGCUAAAAGGUUAACCCCAGCUGAAAUGGAGGAGAGGAGGAGUCAAGGGCUGUGUUAUAACUGUGAUGAGAAGUAUAGUUUUGGCCACAUAUGUAAGAAUAGGAGACAGUUGUUUUCUAUGGAAGUAGAUGAGGGAGUAGAAGAAGUGGAGUUGGAACAAGAUGUGGUUCUUGAUCCUGUAGAACUACUGUCAAUGAUUGGCCAAGGGACCAUGAGAGUGACUGUAUCAGUCAAAGGCAAGGCUGUGCAAGUUCUGAUUGACACUGGGAGCACUCACAAUUUCUUGGACCUUAAAACUGCCAAGAAAUUAGGGUGUAUAUUGACAGCCAUAGCCCCUUUUGAUGUAUCUGUUGCUGAUGGAAAAAAGGUGCAGAGCAACUAUAUAUGCAAAAAAUUAAUAUGGAAGAUGCAGGGUGUCUCUUUUGAUUCUGACAUGUUAGUGCUACCAAUUGGAGGCUGUAGUAUGGUGUUAGGAGUCCAAUGGUUGAUUACAUUGGGAGACAUUAUAUGGAAUUUCAGAAAACUUAGGAUGGAAUUCAGUAUUAUGGGGUAUAAGGUGUCCUUAAGGGGAGUGCAACCUCCAGCAACAAAAAUGAUUCAACAGGCUAGCAUGGAUAAGUUGUUGGCCAAACCUGCUGAACUGUGCAUGAUUUCUGUGGGACUCUUCUUUAAGUCUCAACAGAAUGAGGUGGAGAUCAGCCUGUUAUCAAUGGAGAACUUACCAAAGGAACCUAAUAUGAACUGGGAGGUGCAGGCCAUAUUACAGAAGUACCCUAAUAUUCAGAAAAAUGAAAUUGAGAAGAUGGUGAAUGAGAUGUUAACCUCUGGAGUUAUCAGACAUAGCACUAGCCCAUAUUCAUCCCCUAUUGUGAUGGGAAUUGAACAGCUGCACAGUAAGUUCCUAAUCCCUGUGAUUGUGGAGCUGCUGGAUGAAUUGUAUGGUGCUAAGUAUUUUUCUAAGCUGGAUUUAAGAUCAGGAUACCACCAAAUAAGAAUGUUUGAACCAGAUAUUCCCAAAACUGCUUUUAGAAACCACCAUGGCCAUUAUGAAUUCAUGGUCAUGCCCUUUGGUUUAACAAAUGCUCCCUCUACUUUUCAAAGCCUAAUGAAUCAGAUUUUUCACAACUUCCUUAGGAAGUUCAUCCUAGUCUUUUUUGAUGACAUCCUAAUAUAUAGCCAUAGCUGGAAUGACCAUUUGCUGCAUUUGGAAGAGGCUUUUAAGGAGAUUCAUCAGGGAUAUGGUAUCAUUGCAAGGCCCUUAACUGACCUACUCAAAAAGGGUAAUUUCCAAUGGAAUCCUGCAGCAACAAAUGCCUUUGAAGAACUAAAGAAAGCCACCACUUCAGCACCUGUCUUAGCCCUCCCAGACUUCUCAAAGCAAUUCACAGUAGAGACUGAUGCUUCUGGUGGAGGAAUUGGAGUUGUUUUAGCUCAAGAGAGCAGACCUAUUGCUUUCGUUAGCAGAGGAUUAUCAGACAAUAAUAGAGCCCUAUCAGUGUAUGAAAGGGAACUAUUGGCCUUGGUUUCUGCUGUACAAAAGUGGAGGCCCUACUUACUAGGAAGACCAUUCAUCAUCAAAACUGAUCACCAUAACCUUAAGUACUUGUUGCAGCAGAUAAUUACUACCCCUAGUCAACAAAAGUGGCUAGUCAAGUUACUUGGCUAUGAUUAUUCCAUAGCUUACAAAAAAAGGAAGGAGAACAUUGUAGCUGAUGCAUUGUCUAGGAAGGGAGAAGCCAUUCAACUCUACAGCAUCUCUAAUGUCAAUUUUGAUAUUUUGGAGUUAGUCAAAGCUUCAUGGAGCAAAGAUUCUGCACUUCAACAACUUAUCAAGUCUAUACAGGAGGGGCAAGCCACCAAACCUUAUUACAAAUUCCAAAAUGGGAUAUUGAGCAGAAAGAACAAGCUGAUGGUUGGUGCUGAUAAUGCAGUCAGAGCUAAGCUUCUGUCAUUUUACCAUUAUAGUCCUAUUGGUGGUCAUUCUAGUAUUACUGCCACCUUGAAGAGGAUCAAACAGGACUUUUAUUGGAAGAAAUUGAAGCAGGAUGUUUAUACUCAUGUAAGAAGUUGUGAUGUUUAUAAGGUGUGGCAAGAUAUUUCAAUGGAUUUCAUUGAGGGUCUUCCUAAGGCUGCUGGGAAGGAGGUGACUUUUGUAGUAGUGGAUCGUUUGAGUAAGGCUGUCUGUUUCAUAGCUCUCAAACAUCCCUACACUACCUUGGAGGUAGCUCAAGUGUUUAUGGAUCAAGUAUUCAGACUUCAUGGAAUGCCCAAGUCUAUUGUCUCCGAUAGAGAUGCUGUCUUCACCAGCAAAUUCUGGAAGGAAUUAUUCAGAUUGCAGAAAGUUUCACUAUUGACCUCAACAGCUUACCACCCUCAAACAGAUGGCCAAACAGAAGUCGUCAAUAGAUGUGUGGAAAGCUACCUUCGAUGUAUGGCAUUUGAGAAACCAAAAGCAUGGCCACAGUGGUUGCCUUUAGCAGAGUGGUGGUACAACACCACUUAUCAUUCCAGCACUAAUAUGACACCUUAUGAGAAUGAAGUCCAAGCUGAUAAAAGAAGGACUGACAGAUCAUAUGCUGUAGGAGAUUUGGUGUAUGUCAAGCUACAACCCUACAGACAACAUUCUCUUAAGCAGCAUGGUUUUCAGAAACUUUCCUCCAAAUAUUUUGGACCCUUCAAGGUUAUUGCUAAAGUAGGAGCUGUAGCAUAUACUUUGGACCUUCCUGUGGGCACAAAGAUCCAUCCUACAUUCCACAUUUCACAGCUGAAAAAGAAGAUUAGAUCUAACCCUGCUUCAGUCACGUUACCUGUGGUACUCUCUGAAGAGGGUCAUGUCCUACUAGAACCUGAAGCCAUACUUGACAGGCGUUUGAUACAUAAGCAUGGGAAGGAGGCAGUUGAACGAGUUGUAGAUUUACUGGCUGGUAUUCCGGUUGUUUCAACUGAUCAAAGCACCAAACCUGGUGUUAUUUUCAUCAUCGAAAGAGCUUCUCUGGAAAUUGCUAAAAUUGGAAAGACUUACCAACUUCUCAACUCAGAUGAACAUUCCAACUUUCUUAAGAAGAAUAAUCGAAACCCUUCUGAUUAUCGACCUGAUAUUGCUCAUCAGGCAAUGCUUUCAAUUUUAGAUAGCCGGGUGAAUAAAGCUGGGAGAUUAAAAGCUUUGUAUGUGAAGACUGAGAAAGGCGUCCUAUUUGAAGUAAAACCUCAUGUUCGUAUCCCUAGGACGUUUAAACGAUUUGCUGGCAUUAUGUUGCAGCUGCUAGAAAAGCUGAGCAUAACUGCUGUCGGUAAGCGAGAGAAACUGUUACGUGUUAGAGAAAACCCUGUUUCGCGGUACCUACCCAUCGACUGUCGGAAGAUAGGCUUCUCUCAUAGUUCUGAGAAGCUGGUGGAUAUUCAGGAAUAUGUUAAUGGCAUCAACAAGGACAUGAACCUUGUUUUUGUGGUUGGGGCAAUGGCCCACGGGAAAAUUGAUAAAGAUUAUGUCGAAGAUUAUCUAUCGAUUUCUGAUUAUCCAUUGAGUGCUGCAUACUGCAUAUCCAUGAUCACAAAUGCUGUGGAGCGCAAAUGGAAGAUUUUGUAGACUUGUACCUUACUCUGGUCUUUGUUGCAACAUGUACUUGAAUGUUUUGUUUGUUUUUUUCCUAUAGGUUUUUCUGGUUGGUUAAUCUAUUAUUAUGUAAAAUAUUUAAGAAGUGUUUAAUGGUUCUCUUCUACAUUUUGGAAUGCCCUUUGCUCGUUUACAAUUAAUUUGAAGCGACCAUCUUCUUCUCAUUGUCA